Molecule: messenger RNA, 551 nt
Organism: Labrus bergylta (ballan wrasse)
Lineage: Eukaryota; Metazoa; Chordata; Actinopteri; Labriformes; Labridae
Source: RefSeq, a predicted model, not a curated record
UUCUCAGAUCUAGAGCUGGCCAUCAACACGUUGGUCACAGAGUUUCAUAAAGCCGCCGACGACGGGCCGACCAUGAACACCACACAGUUUCAGACCAUGCUCUCCAAUCAGAUGCCUGCGUUCGCCAAGACGGUGGAGGGCGAGGAUGCUCUGGCUCAGGUUCUGCAGCAGAUGGGCGUCGAGAACGGUCAGGACAUCUCCUUCGAGAACGUCUGGACUCUGAUCAACAAACAGGCUGUCCAGCUGUUCAGCUCCACGCCCAAAGACAAGAGCAUCAAGUGUGGCUGUCUGCUGCAGUGACCUCACCUGGAGACACCUGAGGACACCUGAGGACACCUGGGAACACCUGAAGACACUCGAUGACACUCGAUGACACCCGACAACACCUGGAGACACCUGAAGAUAUCUGACAACACCUGACAAUACCUGGAGACACCUGACAACACCUGACAAUACCUGGAGACACCUGGAGACACCUGACAAUACCUGGAGACACCUGACAACACCUGAAGACACCUGACAACACCUGACAACACCUGAAGACACCUGAC